GCCGUUUUCGUCCCAUCAGCAUCAUUCCAGCGAAAGUCGAUUUAAGGGUUUCGCUAGCUAGCCAGCUAUCUCGAUUUCUGUUGAAAGAACUCUGCCUGAAGUUUCGUUCCUGGAAACAUGAAGUUUCUCGUUUUGUUUGCUAUUUUCGCGACCGUCGCUUACGUGUCCGGAGCUAGCGCGCCGCAAGCAAUCUACGAUGGACCGACUUACGAAAUGAGACAAAUUAGAGACGCUGACGAAAAUGAAGAAAUGGGAACGGCGAUUGCCGACGAAUCCACUGAGUCACCCCUUCGACAUCGCAGGGUGACAUGCGACGUUCUGUCAUGGAGUUCAAAAUGGUUGAGCAUCAAUCACUCUGCCUGCGCUGUAAGAUGUCUGGCUCAACGUCGUAAAGGUGGUCGCUGUAUGAACGGCGUCUGCGUUUGCCGAAAGUAAGCUACACACCCGAGAUUCGAAUUUAGCUAUACACUGCCAUGAUCAACUACUGCCCAUUUGGUUUAGUUAUAUAUUUCUCGUAUGUAAUUUUUCUUAGCAUAUAUCUACUCAUUUUCUGUAUUUUAUGCUGCUGUUGCAUUUGUACAGAAAAAUUGAAUAAAUUGAAAUGAAAGAUUAAA
This is a messenger RNA of Ceratina calcarata, 614 nucleotides long. It is a transcript of the gene Def2, whose product is annotated as defensin 2. The record is from RefSeq and is a predicted model, not a curated record. The coding region runs from base 118 to 435 and encodes 105 amino acids. The transcript is spliced from 2 exons. Lineage: Eukaryota; Metazoa; Arthropoda; Insecta; Hymenoptera; Apidae. Gene Ontology annotation, biological process: defense response to bacterium; humoral immune response.